Molecule: messenger RNA, 408 nt
Organism: Brenthis ino (lesser marbled fritillary)
Lineage: Eukaryota; Metazoa; Arthropoda; Insecta; Lepidoptera; Nymphalidae
Source: the annotation of a GenBank genome assembly
AUGAAUCGAAGCACUAAUUUAAUAAGAAGUACUAUUAGAAAUAUCAAGCUACAUAGAUUGUAUUGUACAGAAAUAAAGGAGAAUGAGCCAGUUAAAUUUUCAACAAGUGAGGCUGCACGUCGACAAAUGCCAUCAGUAUUUAGAAACAAAAAGGUAGAAAGCAUGCCAUGGUAUCAACCAUACAGUGUAGUCGGAAGUAUUGCAGUUUUCCUCAUCUACUUUUGUGUUCUUCGCGAGGAAAAUGAUGUAGAUCUUGAAUUUGAUAAAACAUUGUAUGACAGAAUAAAAGGAUUGGAAAAAGAACAGUUACUACAAAGUUAUAGGUAUAAUAAGGAACAAGGGAAAAGUGUGACAGAAAUAGAGAAAAGGUUGCAAGAAAUAGAAUUAGAAGAGGCAAAACUUGUUGCA